AUGUCAGAGAAAUCAAGUAGCUCAGUGGCUCCACCACCAGUCAAGUACAUUUCAUUCAACGCAAAGUACAUUUCGUUUGCUCAUACGCUCUUUGCGAGUCUGUCAUUUCUUGCCGCGUUGGCGGUAGGGUGUUAUUUGCAUUAUUAUAAAAUCGUUGAGAAUGCAUCAUUCGGAUAUCCUGAUGAAUGGUUUCCUAGUGUUUCAGCAACAAUUGGAGAUAGAUAUCCUGAGAGGUCAGUAUUUCAAAUUGUGAUUGCCAUGACAGCAGGGCCCAGAUUCUUACUCCUUGCUUUCAAUUUCCUCAGCUUAUACAAGGCAAAAUCAUAUUUGCCUUAUAUUGCCUUAAUCGCUGGACUUUUAAGAACACUCACUGCUGGUGGUUGGAUGUACAUCACAUCCACAGAUGACCAUGAUGCGCAUGAUGUCUUUAUGAUUGGUUAUAUUGUUUUGACUAUCCCGUGGGAUGUGUGCACAACUUUGUUAUCUCCCAAGGGUUCUUGGCAAAGAAAAGCUAGGUUCUACACCGGUGUCAGCUUUUUCGGUACUUUGGUUCCGUUGAUUUAUUGGUUUAUUCAGCAUAAAGUACAUGUAAGACCUGGUGCUUAUUCGGUUUAUGCAUAUUUCGAAUGGUCACUUAUUGGGUUAGACAUUCUCUUCGACGCAUGGUCAGCCUUAGAUUAUAGAGAUAUCGAAGUCACCAUUUCUGGCGAAGGAUUGAAGUUGGUAUCGGGGCAAAAAAAAAAGACCAUGCAAGAGACUCCUAUAAAAUCUGCUAACCCAGAAGGUAAGGAAGAGUUUUCCAACUUUGAAGUUGCCGCCAACUUUAUCAACUCGUACAUGUACUGGACGGUUUUAACAUCCUUAUUUUUGUGUGUCUGGUAUUUCCCAUUGUGGUAUAUGGGUAUUUCCGGUUACGAGGCGGUAGUUGUGUCCAUCUUCUUGUCGCCAUUGUUGUUGCUUCCAAGAAGCUUGAGGGUUUAUCUCGCUCAAAAUCCACAAUUCACCAGAUCGUUAACAGUAAUCUGUGGAAUCGGUGCAUACAAGUUUGAAGAUCCCGAACAGAAACUAUUGGCCAUAACAGCGGGAACUGUGUUUGGUAUCGUAUCGACUGUGAAUGAGUUUUGGGCAUUAUCAACUCAUCCGAAAAAGUUGAACUCUUACAUUGCAACCUUUGUUUUAGGGCUUUUAGCCACAUCAACUUUCAAGUUCUUAUUUUACUCAAACAAUCCUAUUUGGCCAAUCAUGCACAAGGAAAAUGGCGGGUACAACCCAUUAGGAUUAUUUAUUGGACUACUUGGAGCUUUCUAUACGCCAGUAUUGGACAAAAAUGGCUCAUCAAGUUCUACUUUUCCAAAGAAUGCUGGUGGGUCUCUUUUAUUGGGUGCAAUGGGAUUUGGUGGUUACUAUUUUGCAUUGCAAGCAUUAUUGUCGGAUUCUGGUACAUUGGCACUUUGGACUUGGGAAGGGUUCCCAAUACGAGGGCCAACCCCUGUAACAGGUGCAUUUCCUCAUAUUUUAACGUUUGCAGUUUCUCUUCUUGUCACUUUGAAAGUACACCCAAAUAUUUUUAGCAGCUGGGGAUACAAUAUUGUCGUGGGAGGUGGAAGUGCAAUUGCAUUUUACUUUUUAAAACAUUGGGCCGGUUUCAUUGGUACUUUGGUUUUUGUUUUCUACAUUGUGUCAAUUGGUCCCCUUAUUUUGCAUUCCAUAACUGGCUACAACCCAGCAAUUGUAUUUUUCCUUGGGUACUUUUUAAACAUUUUGGUAUCAUUAGCCAGUGUUUGGAUUGUGGCUUAUGCAUUUGUUCCCGGUGGCCCAUUAUUGAGGGAAAGAACCGACAUAGUCUUAGCCUCUGCUGUUCUUAUGGUUUUUGCAGGAAUCGCCAAUUACAAGUUAAGAAAGAGCGAGGUUACCAAAAUCAAUUUCUACAGCGGGAAAACUUUCAAGCAGAUAUCAACAAUAAUCACUGUGCUUCUAGCGUUGGCCUUGACUACAGCCAUCAAAAGAUGGCCAACUGGGUUAGGUAAGCCAUAUCAUCCAGAGACAGAAACUUUCACUGCGGGAAUCUGGUGUGUCCAUUUCGGAUUGGACAAUGACAUGUGGUCGUCGGAAACAAGAAUGAGAGACCUUAUAAGAGAUGCUGAAUUAGACAUUAUUGGACUCUUGGAAACAGACACGCAAAGAUUAAUUGGUGGAAAUAGAGACUUUACACAAAAGAUUGCUGAGGACUUAGGAAUGUAUGUUGAUUACGGCCCUGGCCCCAAUAAGCACACCUGGGGAGCAGCAUUAUUAUCCAAAUUCCCCAUUAUUCAAUCAACACAUCAUCUUUUGCCUUCUCCUGUUGGUGAAUUAGCGCCUGCUAUUCACGCGACGUUGGAUAUUUAUGGCAAUUUAGUUGACGUUGUUGUCUUCCAUUCGGGUCAAGAGGAAGAUGUCGAAGAUCGUAGGUUACAAAGUUUAGGAGUCGAGGAAAUUAUGGCUAGCUCAGAAAGACCGUUGGUGUUGUUGAGUUAUUUGGUCACCGAUCCAUUAGUUGGCAACUACCAUACCUAUGUGUCGGAAAAGUCGAGGAUGCAUGAUAUUGAUUCGACAGACUGGGAUCGUUGGUGUGAGUACAUUCUUUUCCGAGACUUGAGAAAGGUUGCUUACGCAAGAAUCUCAAGAUCAACAAUAACUGAUACCGAAUUGCAAAUUGCCAAGUUUGGAUUUGGUGGAUUUGAAAAUCACGAUUACCAUUUUGUUGAUGAGGAUUCAGUGGAUGAGAGUUUGAGGAUGCCACACAUUUUUAGAGGUGAUGGAGUGAGAGGACAUAGGUACCAUGUGUUUGAUGAGCCAAGGUAUUUUGCCCCUGUAUUAUAG
Lodderomyces margitis is the source of this 2859-nucleotide messenger RNA. It is a transcript of the gene CWH43, whose product is annotated as Cwh43p. The coding region runs from base 1 to 2859 and encodes 952 amino acids. The record is from RefSeq and is a predicted model, not a curated record. NCBI's taxonomy places the organism in Eukaryota, Fungi, Ascomycota, Pichiomycetes, Serinales, Debaryomycetaceae. Gene Ontology annotation, cellular component: endoplasmic reticulum. Gene Ontology annotation, biological process: fungal-type cell wall organization; GPI anchor biosynthetic process. The transcript has a single exon.